AUGAACAAGCCUCCGCUGCCAUGGGUUCCUGCUGCCACUAAGCCGCUGCACCAUGCCUUCCCUGCCAUGACUGAACACCCUCUGAAACCUUUGGCUAUAGAAGAAAAAUCUAAGAAGGACCCUCCCCACCCCAAAAUGAAUCAAGACAAGGGGUUGGACAAGAACCGCGUUCAAGCCAGAACCCCUGAGGAGUCAGCCAUGAUACCAAACAACCAAGGGAGAGCAAGUGACAGUGACACCUAUGAACAUCCAUUACAGGUUCUAUCCCAAAAAGAGGCUCUGAUUCCAGGGUUCUUGGAUACAGCCCGGGCCAAAGGGAAGGCCAUUGUUCCCAUGGCCAGCAGCACACUGCAUGUGGUCACAGAGGAGUCUGAGAUCCUACAGCAGGUUAGUGACAGCCCCAUUUUCUCAGAAAAUACCACCCACCCUAAACAUAGGUAUAGCCCCAAGUCCUCAGCAAAAACCACUCAGGUGAAACAGGGUAAAACCUCAAAGCCCUCAGCCAAAGCUUCUAAUCUAAAACAGAAAAAGAUUUUUAAGACCAAGGCCAGAAACAUGUCCAAAUCCUUGGCAAAAACCACCCAUCCCAAACAGGGGACCACCCACAAGCCUACAGAAAACAGCAGCCAUCACAAGAAGACCAGCAUGCCCAAGUCAUCAGAGAACACCAUCCAAUCCAAAGAGGGUGACAUCUCCAAGUCCUCAGAAGACACCGUGCUGCCCAAUGAGAGUAACGUCCCCAAGCUCUCACAGGUCACCAUCCUAUUCAAGGGGAAUGAUAUCCCCAAGUCCUCACAGGACACCAACCUGUCCAAAGAUGGUAAAAUCUACAAGCCCUUAAAGACCAGCAUCUGGUCCAAGGAGAGUAACAUCCCCAAGUCCUCACAGGACACCAUCCAGUCCAAAGAUGUUAAAAUCCACCAGCCCUUACAUGACAACAGCUCAUCCAAGGAGAGUGACAUCCCCAAGUCUUCACAGGAUACCAUCCAGUCCAAAGAUGUUAAAAUACACAUGCCUUUAAAUGACAGUAUCUGGUCCAAGGAGAUCAACACUCCCAGGUCCUCACAGGACACCAACCUGCCCAAAGAUGUUAAAAUCCACCAGCCCUUUCAAGACAACAGCUCAUCCAAGGAGAGUGACAUCCCCAAGUCUUCACAGGAUACCAUCCAGUCCAAAGAUGUUAAAAUCCACAUGCCUUUAAAAGACAGUGUCCUAUUCAAGGCGACUGACACACCCAGGUCCUCACUGGACAGCAUCCUGUCCAAAGAUGUUACAAUCCACAAGCCCUUAAAAGACAGCGUCCUAUGCAAGGCGACUGACUCACCCAGGUCCUCACUGGACAGCAUCCAACCCAAGGAUUACAAGUCCUCAAAAUACACUACCCAGUCCAAUACGAGAGAAGUCACCAAGCCCCCAGAAGCCACCAAGUCCCAGGGAGGUCACAUCAUCAAGUCCUCCAAAGACACAAAGGAGAGCCAAAUCUCACACCACUUGGAAGAGCAAGUGGAGCUUCCAGAGGAAGACAUGGUGAGAGUGAUCAUAGACAAGGAGGAAUUUGAGGAGGUGCUCAGAGAGGCCGGGGAGAAGCUGGUGGCUGUGGACUUCUCAGCCUCGUGGUGUGGGCCUUGCAAAACCAUCAAGCCACACUUCCACUCUUUGUCUUUGAAACACGAGGACGUGCUGUUCCUGGAAGUGGACGCCGAUGACUGCGAGCAACUGGUGCAAGACUGCGAUGUCUUUAGCCUCCCCACUUUCCAGUUUUAUAAAAAAGAGGAAAAGGUGGGUGAGUUUUCUGGUGCCCUUCUGGAAAAACUGGAAGCUAGCAUUGAAGAAUUAAAAUAAUCAUAUAUUCUGAGAACAUCACACAUGUUAAUAGCUGCUUUCUUUUUGAUUUAAAAAAAAAAAGGAUCAAAUAAGACAAAUGUGUUCUCCUAAAUGGCUCUGCUUGUAGAGCAGAAACAUGAAAGCCCACUUUUUAUCUGAAAGAAUCAAAACAAGGAGUGGCCGUGUUUUUUCUUGGCAAACGGGGUGAACUUAGAAAUUCCUUGAGUGAAAUCAGAAAGGUCUGCUAUCUUAUUUUUCUUUCUUUUUUUUUUUUUAAAUUCACAUUUGAAAGUCUUGCUCUUUGGGUAUUUGCAGCAACAUUGGAAAUGCAGGCAUUCAUUCUGUAGGGUUACAUACCUGAAGGGGGUAGGAAGUUCUCCUCCACAUGUCUUUAGGGUUUUGAUAAGAAACUCUGGAAACAAAGGGUUGGAAUGUGUCACAUGACUUUGCUAUUUUCUUGUACUAGGAUUGCUACAGAGUCCACACACCAAGGCUGUUUCUAGUUUGUAGGGAUCAUUUUACUAAUCUUUGAUCACGAAAGCUGAGACAGAACUCUAAACCAGGCUUCUCAGAGGCUUAAGUCUGAACAAUCUUUGACACCAUUAUGACAUCACGGCUUUGGUGGAAAAGACUUGCAUUGUCUCCAGUAACUGGAUUUCUGAUUCCUGUUCUCUGGUGUCUUAAAAGACCAAAGAUCCAGGUCUGGACUGGGAGGUCUUGUCAUGUUUUAAGCCACCUGUGGAGGCUUAGUUGAUACACAGAGCUAGCCCUACCUAGCAAGACAACCAGAUGGGUUUAGCCAGCUUCACUCACGUGCGAUGCCAUAACUUCCAGGAGUUAUUGUGUACCUUUGCUCUAAUUAUUAUUGGUGUUGCUUUGACAAGAACAUCUGAUGGGAGACCUAACUUCAAUGAAUUCUAAGUGCCAAUGCCUCAUUAUUAGUUUGAGGCACUAGAUGGUAUAGCCGAGUUCUAGAACUUAACCCAUACAAAUGAGUCUUUGUGUCUUUGAACAACUCUCAUUUCCCCUGUGCCAC
Molecule: messenger RNA, 2860 nt
Organism: Cricetulus griseus (Chinese hamster)
Lineage: Eukaryota; Metazoa; Chordata; Mammalia; Rodentia; Cricetidae
Source: RefSeq, a predicted model, not a curated record